UAUAAGCUGCUGCCUUGAAGCUGGAGAAAAGACCACGAUGUGCUGCCUGACCACGCCCAUGCUGCUUCAGGCCCUGGCCCAGGCUGCCCGUGCAGGACAUCCUGGUAGCCGGAGCCUCCACAGCAGUGCAGUGGCAGCCACCUACAAGCAUGUGAACAUGCAGGAGCCCAAGAUGGACAUGAGGUCAGUGACUGACUGGGCAGCCCAGACCCUCCUGUGGACCGAGCUCCUCCGAGGCCUGGCCAUGACCCUGAGCUACCUGUUCCGGGAGCCGGCUACCAUCAACUAUCCGUUCGAGAAGGGCCCACUGAGCCCUCACUUCCGUGGGGAGUAUGCCCUGCGCCAUUACCCAUAUGGGGAGGAGCGCUGCAUUGCCUGCAACCUCUGCGAGGCCAUCUGCCCUGCCCAGGCCAUCAGCAUCGAGGCUGAGCCGAGAGCUGAUGGCAGCCGCCGGACCACUCGCUAUGACAUCGACAUGAUCAAGUGCAUCUACUGUGGCUUCUGCCAGGAGGCCUGCCCCGUGGAUGCCAUAGUCGAGGCACGUGCGGCCCAGGGUGGGAGGAGUGGAGGAUCUUUGGCGGGCCCUGACCACCACCCCUGCACCCCCACCUGCAGGGCCCCAACUUCUAGUUCUCCACAGAGACAUACAAGGAGCUGCUGUACAACAAGGAGAAGCUGCUCAACAACAGGGACAAGUGGGAGGCGGAGAUCUCCGCCAACAUCCAGGCUGACUACCUGUACCGCUGACACCCGCCCUCUGCUCAAUAAAACUGUUCUCACCUUGCCACCUCCUAUCUUGACUGGUGGGCCAAGGUGGGCCCAUCCCCAGCCUGCCUCAGGCCUGUGGCACCUCCAGCUGGAGCAGGUCGCCACCAGCUCCCUGCUCUCUGGGGUCCUGCUGCCCGGCCCUGCCUUCCUGUGGACUCCAGGGCCCUACCAGGCCCUCAUGACAGCAUCCCUGUCACCCUGCCUCUUCCCUGGCAUCUUCCCCAAGGUCCAGCAAUGCCAGAGGUCACCACAGACCUUCUGUUCCCACUGUCCUGGGUGUCCCAGCUGGAGCCUGGGCCUCCUGUCUCCUGAGAGCCACCCACUUCUAAGACCCUUAAGACCUGGAGCCUCCCAAGGCCUUAGGCUGAGGGACAGCAAGUAGCAGAAACUCAGGCCA
Molecule: messenger RNA, 1165 nt
Organism: Callithrix jacchus (white-tufted-ear marmoset)
Lineage: Eukaryota; Metazoa; Chordata; Mammalia; Primates; Cebidae
Source: RefSeq, a predicted model, not a curated record